Trichoderma citrinoviride is the source of this 402-nucleotide messenger RNA. RefSeq lists its product as hypothetical. The coding region runs from base 1 to 402 and encodes 133 amino acids. Lineage: Eukaryota; Fungi; Ascomycota; Sordariomycetes; Hypocreales; Hypocreaceae. The record is from RefSeq and is a predicted model, not a curated record. Gene Ontology annotation, cellular component: fungal-type vacuole membrane; vacuolar transporter chaperone complex. The transcript is spliced from 2 exons.
AUGUCUUCCCAGCCUCUCCUCCAAACCGCUCCUGGCAAGCGCAUCGCCCUCCCUACCCGCGUCGAGCCCAAGGUCUUCUUCGCCAACGAGCGCACAUUCCUGUCAUGGCUUAACUUCACCGUCAUCCUCGGCGCCCUGGCCAUUGGCAUGCUCAACUUUGGCGACCGAGUGUCCUUCAUCUCCGCCUUUCUCUUCACCGGCGUGGCCAUGUUGACCAUGAUUUACGCCCUCGUCACAUACCACUGGAGAGCCAAGUCUAUACGAGUGAGAGGACAGGCCGGAUUCGACGACCGAUUCGGCCCAACUUUCUUGGCCAUCAUCCUCCUGUUGGCCGUCAUUGUCAACUUCGUCCUGAGGAUUAUGGAUCAAUCGAAGAAGCAGAAGGGCCACCCCGUCUACUAA